Rubroshorea leprosula is the source of this 547-nucleotide messenger RNA. The record is from the annotation of a GenBank genome assembly. NCBI's taxonomy places the organism in Eukaryota, Viridiplantae, Streptophyta, Magnoliopsida, Malvales, Dipterocarpaceae.
AAUGUAUACCUAAUGAAAAUGAGUCCUUUUACCUCCAUGGCUCUUCCCCUGCCAGCUUCUGUCCCUGUUGCAGCUAUUUCGAGUAGACUUCCAUUUCCUCCAUCAUGUACCAAACACUACGCUCCUAGUCGAGUAACUGCCCUGAAAUUGUCAAAUGAGCUCACUAUGAGGAGAUCUGCAGAUUACAAGCCUCCUAUCUGGAGCUUUGAAUACAUUCAGUCUCUGAAAGUUGAUUACGUGGAAGAAUCAUUUAGAAGGCGCAUACAAGUUGAAGGAAGAUGUUAUAGUGGUGCUAGAAGAAAAGGAGAUGGACAAGGUUCCUUCGCAACAACUCAAGCUCAUUGAUACGUUGCAAAGGCUUGGAUUAUCUUACCAUUUUGAGAAUGAAAUCAACAGAAUUUUGCAGAAAGUAUACACAAAUAAUCAGGGUUAUUAUUAUGGCUUUGAAAGAGAGAGUUUAUAUGUGGCUGCGCUAGAAUUUAGAAUUUAGAAUUUUAAGGCAACAUGGAUACAAAGUACCUCAAGGAAAUCAAUCUCAAAUUUGCUU